AUGCUUAUGUUCCAUAAGCUACCGAGAACUUUAAGGAACCGAGAACUUUUUUCGUUUUUGUUAUGAAAAUAUCAACUAAAUUGAUAUUUUUAAGUGUCGUAGGAUAAGAAAAAGCGCUAUGUCUGGAUCAUGUAGACACGGUCAACAUGAGCACUUUUGUUCUGACGAAGAAGACUUAUCAACUGUUUAUUCGUUAUAUAACAAAAUAGAUAAAGAUAAGUUGCAGUGCUUGAACGAAGCUGUAGAUGGUUCGGGGAAAACAGUAUUUAAAUCGUGGACUGAAAGAUUAGACACAACUAAAUUUGUUGAGAGUGACUGCGAUGAAGAACUCCUUUUUAAUAUUCCAUUUACUGGAAGUAUAAAGUUAAAAAGUUUAUUAGUAAUUGGUGGUGAAGACAACUUUCAUCCUUCUCAAAUGAAACUUUUCAAGAAUCGACCGUAUAUGACAUUUGAUGAUACGUUAUGUGAACCAGAUCAAAUUUUUAAUAUUGUACCAGAUCAUGAAGGAAAUAUUGAGUAUCAUACAAAAGUUGCACGAUUUUCUAAUGUGGAACAUUUAAGUAUUUAUUUCUCCUCAAAUUUUGGAGAAAAUACAACUAAAAUAUAUUAUAUUGGAUUAAAAGGUGACUAUAUGGAAUCCCACAAACACGGUGUAACAAUAUGUAACUAUGAGGCUAAAGCUAACCCAUCUGAUCAUUUAAAAAAUGAAUACGUUGCAGCAGAAUAUUCCGUAAAAUGAAUACGUCGCAGUUGAAUAUUCCGUGAAAUGUGAAAUACGUCGCAGCAGAAUAUUCUGUGAAAUAACUUUUUUUUGUCCUUGGACAAUAUGUAGUAAAAUGUUUUAUCUUGUUUAAUAAUACAAAAUUUUCA
Molecule: messenger RNA, 870 nt
Organism: Hydra vulgaris (swiftwater hydra)
Lineage: Eukaryota; Metazoa; Cnidaria; Hydrozoa; Anthoathecata; Hydridae
Product: PITH domain-containing protein 1
Cellular component (GO): nucleus
Source: RefSeq, a predicted model, not a curated record